CCCCCCCUCCCCCCCUCCUCUACCUUCUCCAUCCAUCAGUUGCACGCUAUCAUCCUAUCUGAUCGCUCAAUCUGCUAGCGUCGUCCCCGGCCAGCCACCACCCACUACCAACAAAACCUCGCCGUGUCACAUGGGCCAUCAUCCAAAGACGGCGACGCCAUCAUACAACCUUCUUGGGGUAAUCAACAAAGCUACGUCCGUUGCAGACAUUUGCAAGGCUUUUGCAAAAAAAUGGCACGCCUCAGGUAGGAACACCUCCAAUCAUCGUGACAAACCGCAAUCCAAAUUCAUUUCUAUCAAUGAGGCAAAAAGGGCUAUUAGUUCCCGAAAGCGAGAUAAACACACCGCCACCUUUGACGUCGAUAACCAAAAUACGCCCAAAGGUUCCGGCCGGAAAACGCCGGAAAGCUUGGAGCAAGACGACGAAGAAGAGUUAGUCAUUUCCGGCCCCAGGCUCCUGUCAAGGACCACCAGCCGGCUCGCAACAUCCCCAAAAUUGUCGAAAAGCUUAAGCAGGAAAGGCAAUAAAACACCUAAAGCUUCGGAUUUUUAUGCCCAUUUGGAAAGAUCAACCUCGUUUUCUAGCUCCCAAACCAAUGAUCUUUUGGGAACAUCGAGCAAAAGAAUCGCCACUCCCAUUAUUUUCUCCGAGUCGAUCUCUCGUAGAAAGCCACCGCCGGUGGAGAAGAGGCUGGAAUGCACACUUGAGGAGUUGUGCUAUGGAUGUACCAAGGAGGUCAAGAUUACAAGAGAGAUCCUUUCAAACACCGGACUAAUUAUUCAAGAGGAGGAAUAUGUAACGAUCAAAGUGAAGCCUGAAUGGAGAAGGGGAACGAAAAUUACAUUUGAAGGGAAGGGAGACGAGCGGCCAGGAAGCCUCCCGGCAGAUGUGAUCUUUGUGAUUGAAGAAAAGAAACAUCCAAUGUUCAAGAGGGAAGGAGAUGAUUUGGAGCUAGGAGUUCAAAUCCCUUUAGUCCAAGCUCUAACAGGAUGUACAAUAACGGUGCCGACAUUAGGAGGGGGGGAGAUGGUUUUGAACUUGGAUGAUGAAAUCAUUUAUCCUGGAUUAGAGAAAACUAUACCUAGACAAGGCAUGCCUAAGUACAAUGAUAAUCAAGGUCAGAGAGGCAACCUUCGACUCAGAUUUCUCGUAGGUUUUCCUACAGAUUUGAGUGAAGAGCAACGAUCCCAAGUUGCCAGCAUACUGAGAGAUUGUUGUUGAUGUUCAAGUUUUGCUGUCAAUCUUGGUUUGUUUGGUUUAUGUGUCUCUAAAUCAUAUGUAAAUUCGCCAUAGUUCUUGCUAGCUAGGCAUGCAGGGGUCUGAUUGUCUAUGUAAUAUAAUGAUUAUGAUCUGUACUGUACACAUGCAUCAUAUCCCAACCAUUUGUGCAAGGCUUAAAUUAGCAGAGAUGAUGUCACUUACUGGAGAUCAUUAUUGGUGCUUGAAUGGAACAGAAUUUUACACCUGCUUUAACCCCAAGCAAAA
Molecule: messenger RNA, 1486 nt
Organism: Ipomoea triloba (trilobed morning glory)
Lineage: Eukaryota; Viridiplantae; Streptophyta; Magnoliopsida; Solanales; Convolvulaceae
Product: chaperone protein DnaJ-like
Exons: 3
Coding region: 131-1222 (363 amino acids)
Cellular component (GO): cytosol
Molecular function (GO): protein-folding chaperone binding
Source: RefSeq, a predicted model, not a curated record